Linum trigynum is the source of this 522-nucleotide messenger RNA. Lineage: Eukaryota; Viridiplantae; Streptophyta; Magnoliopsida; Malpighiales; Linaceae. The record is from the annotation of a GenBank genome assembly.
AUGGACAGAAAAGAUAAAACAGUGGUAAAGGCUCUUCAUCAGUCAAGGAAAAAGCGCUCAGGUUCUGUAGAUUAUUGUUCUUCUUCGGAUAGUGAUCCCAGCGAAGGGAGUGCUUCUGAAAGUCAUGUUAGUCAGAGCAAGCCAUCACCAAGAUUAGGGAUUGAACACUUUCAACAGAUCUUAAAGGGUUUGAAAACCUAUCUUUCAAAGAUCGCAAGAGAAAAGCGACGGAUGCAUCUAGCUAUGAGAAGGAGGCGGCAGUCCAGCCAUUUCCUUAUGCUUCAUUACAUGGUAGCGACCCAAAGGUUAAGCGCGAAGUCCAAUCGGAUACAACGAAAGAUUAAGGUUUUGAGAAAUAGGAGGAUAUCUGAAGGUUUGAAUAAUUUUCUCAGAUCAGGCCAAUACCACGAAUCAAUAAAGUUUCUUUCUCAGCUUGAAGAGUCAGAUGAUGUAUCUUGGAAUAUUGGCAUUGCUCCCUGUGCUUGUGAUGGUCAUUACAGAGAAGAUAAGGUGGUCUCGUGA